AGUUCUGUUUUGAAAAUGUUGGCGGGUUUCCAGAUCUUGGUUCAGAAUACAGUACAAGGAAGAAUUCACAAGAUAAAAUUUGUAUAGAAUAAAAACCAAUAGUAUUUGAGGGAAAAAUAUUGUCUUGCUGCUGUUACAAUAGCUGUGGAGUGAGAAAAAAUGUCAUAACAUUUAAACCAAGUGGUUUGAUUUUUGUUUUUCGGAAGAAUCUUUACUUCAGCAUAUUUCUUUCAAUGCAUAAUGUAUUUACAGAAAGAUUGAAAGCUACAAUGUGAAUUGCUAAUAUUGAGCUGACGAAUAGCAACAUUUAAGUAAAUGUUAAAUUCAAGUUCCAAAGUGGUUGAUAUUUUGAGAAGAGAAAAUUCUGUUACUGCACCUUUUAGGAACAAGGAAUUAGAAAAUGGCAUUUUUCAGAAAUUUCCAACAGAAUCUGCCUUCAGUGUCCUCUCUGGUAGACACAAUCAGUAGUGCUGUAGAGGAUUUGACCACUGCUGUUGGGGAGGUCAGCUAUGCUUUAACUGACUCAGUUGCUGAGCAGGUAACAAGUAUGAUAAGUGGCUUUCGCCCAGAAGAGGAAAGCUCUGUAGCAGAAGAAGCUGUAGACACUUCUAACCAAAAAAAUGCCGGGUUAACAGAAGUCUCCAAAAACAUUAAUUGUCAGAAAACACAAGCCAAUUUAGAGCAUAGAGCAAAGCAAAUAAAUACUUGCAAAACUUCAGUUUCACAAAAGCAAGAUCAAGGUAUAUAUGAAGAAAGGGUAUCUAAACAUGUUAAUGAUAGGCAACAGACUCUAUCAGGAUAUCAAGAUACUGGUAAUACUGGUGAUUCUUCUUUGAAAGGCUGCAUGAAUAAUGGUGGGAUAUCAGUUAUCAAACAGAAUACAAGGGCUGGAUCUAUUUGUCAAGAACUUGAAAGUACCAACAGAUGUAAAACAAUUGGACUAGGAGUUUCCAAUAAUGGUAAGAAUGAUUUAAAGGAGGUAAGAUAUCAAGAAAUGAAAGGAAAUCAGAAGAAUGCCGAUGGAAUAAACAAAUUGUAUGAGCAAAAGAAAUACAUUGGUACAGAUAAUCGUGAAAAGGAAGAAUAUACUAAAUCUCAACAUGUAUAUUUGGGAAGAGAUCAAGAGAAUAUGGGGCAUUUCAAUAAAUAUAAACAUCUUCCCAAUUUAGGGCAUUCAGAUCGUUUAAAGAAAGCUGAAAAAUGUGUUAAAAGUAAAACAUCUAAAGGGAAUGAAUGUUCAGGAAAUGAAUGUUCUUUAAAAGGUAUUUUGACAAGCAAUAGACAUAUGACACAGAAAUCCAUUAUAAAAGAAGACAUACAUCCAGCACCACCAACUAAUUCUAAAGAUAAGUUAUCUGGGAAAAUUGAAGAACAAAUAAAUUCAAAGAAAUACUGUAAAGUGAAAGAAGACGUAAAACCGAAGAAAACUGAGGCAAUUUCUGCCAAGAAAGGAACAGCAAAGAGUAAAGAUGAAAAAUAUUCUAAGUUAAUACCAGAAAAAGAUAAUUCCUACAUGGACAAAGAUGAGCAUGGUUCGUCCUCUGAAAGUGAAGAUGAAGCACUGGGUAAAUAUCAUGAGGCCUUAUCCAGAACACACAAUUCCAGACUACCACUGGCAGAUUCUAGACAAAAGAACUAUGCUUGGGAAACAAGGCAGAAAUACAGUCCUUUAUCCGCAGAGUAUGAUGGAUACAGUAGUGAAGCAUCAAUAGAUGAAGGAAACUGCAUUCAGAGAAUGAGAAGAACACCCCCGCUGGAUGAAUUGCAGCCACCACCAUAUCAGGAUGACAGUGGUUCUCCCCAUCUGUCAUGUACACCCUCAGAAAUUGGGGACAGUAAAUGUGAAUUUUCCCACUGCAGCAACAGUCCAAGAUGCUCAUAUAACAAGUGCCCAAGUGAAGGAAGCACAGGUCAUGAAAUAGAAAGUUUUCAUAAUAAAGGAUAUGAAGAAGAUGUUCCAAGUGACAGCACUGCAGUCCUGAGCCCUGAAGAUAUGUCAGCUCAAGGAUCAUCAUCACAGCUUCCUAAACCUUUUGAUCCUGAGCCAGAAGCUAAAUAUGGCACACUGGAUGUGACUUUUGACUAUGACUCACAAGAACAGAAGCUUCUGGUAACAGUGACAGCUGUCACAGACAUCCCAACAUAUAACAGGACAGGUGGCAACUCAUGGCAAGUACACCUUGUUCUUCUACCUAUAAAGAAACAGAGAGCAAAAACCAGCAUCCAGAGAGGACCAUGCCCUGUCUUCACAGAAACAUUUAAAUUUAAUCAUGUUGAAUCUGAGAUGAUUGGAAAUUACGCAGUUCGGUUUAGACUGUAUGGUGUACAUCGCAUGAAAAAAGAAAAGAUUGUGGGGGAAAAGAUUUUUUAUUUAACAAAAUUGAAUCUUCAAGGGAAAAUGUCAUUGCCUGUGAUAUUGGAACCUUCUUACAAUCAUUCUGGCUGUGACUCCCAAAUGAGCGUGUCAGAAAUGUCAUGUAGUGAAAGUACAUCCUCAUGUCAGUCUCUUGAACACGGCUCAGUUCCAGAAAUUCUUAUUGGCCUGCUUUAUAAUGCCACAACUGGAAGACUAUCAGCAGAAGUGAUAAAAGGCAGCCACUUCAAAAAUUUGGCAGCAAAUAGACCACCCAAUACAUAUGUUAAGUUAACUCUACUGAAUUCCAUGGGUCAAGAGAUGUCCAAAUGCAAGACAUCCAUUCGCAGAGGGCAGCCAAAUCCAGUAUACAAGGAAACUUUUGUUUUUCAAGUGGCCCUAUUUCAGCUUUCUGAUGUGACACUCAUACUGUCUGUGUAUAACAAACGCAGCAUGAAAAGAAAAGAGAUGAUAGGCUGGAUUUCUUUAGGUCUAAACAGCUCUGGAGAAGAAGAACUCAAUCACUGGACUGAAAUGAAAGAGUCAAAAGGACAGCAAGUAUGUAGAUGGCAUGCGUUGCUAGAGUCAUGAUGAAUAGAAUAAGCAAACAGUUAUCAUCCAAGGCAGCAUAUUUCCAAUUCCAACAUUAUUGUUUCUACCAAGUCACCAUUAGAAGAACUGUUCUUUGAAGAAUCAUAUUCAACUUUCUAUCAAAAUGCUUUAAGUUUUAUGGAAAGAACAUCUCAUACUGACAUAAAUGAAGAAAAUAUGUGUAUCUAGUAGAGCUUGUUUGGGAAACUGAGAAAUGUACAUUAUCAUUGCUAAACUAACAGCCCUCCAGAAAUUUAAUAAGAUGUUUUUUAUUUGAAGUUAAUUUUAAUUUAGCAAAAGAGCCAGUCAUUUUAUGAAAAAUCAAAAUUAUAAGUGAUUUUAAAAACCAGAAUUUUAGUUGCGAUGCAAUUUUAAUAUCACCCUACAUAUUAUUUAUAAAACAUAGUUUGACUGGCCAGUCCCUGGUGUUUGUAAUGUUCUUUAAUAUGAAAAAGUAGUUCUCCAACUCUAUCAUAAGUCAUAUCUAAUGGUGAAGGGUUUCAGUCACAUUGAAAAUUGUUUUAUUUCAGACAUGUUCCCUUUGUGCACUUAGUUUCAUUGUGCCUCACUUCCUCUCAAUAGCACUAAAUCUAAGUGCAAACAAGUAUUCAUUUUCAUACAGGAAUUUUUUAAUAUGUUAUUUUUUUAAAAGCUCAUUUUUCAUUUGCCUCCGCUUUUGCCUGAUCCAAAGAGACCAAGUCACUGUACUGGUCCCUUGCAAGUCUUCUAGACAGGUUGUACUGUAGAACUACGUAACUUUCUGUUGAAAGCACUUCCUGUAUUCUUGUAUUCCAAUGUAGGAAGCUAAUAGAGCAGGACUUUACUUUAAAAUUUCUUUCAGUGAUUGACUCUUCAGAAUUGCAGUAGUGUGAAAAUACGUUUUUUACAAACAAAAUACAGUAGAUAAGCUGUUGAAAAUGGAAAACAAUUCAAUAUUAAUUUUCUGCUCUGAGUAUUUAGUAACCAACACUGCAUAAAGCAGGUAGCAUCCAAAAUAAGAAACUGUUCUCUCUCUAAAUCUUCACUCUUACUUCAAUUUAUAUUUGUGAUGUAAAGACUAUCCAGUUCUCAGUUUGAAUUGGAACAUCAUGUUAAAAACAGUUAUGAGAUUCCUUAUGAAGUUUCUAGUAACUUGUGACUAGACUUUAUGAAAUUUACAGAUAAAGUUCUUCAACGUGAUGUCAUCUUGUGCCUUUCAUGUAAGUUAAAUUUGCUCAUACAACUUGAAAGUUGUAUUUGCAAAAUUAAGCCUUCAAUUUUUAUAAAUGUAAAGAUUCCUCAGAACAGUGUCGCAACAUCUUUAUUUCCUCUGAAGUAUGUAAAAGUUGUAUAAUGUGCUAAUUGUUUUAAUGUCAAGGCACUUUCAUUUGUUUUUAUAUUUAGGAACUCUAAUCAGGAAUAUUAGAAGCUGUUUUCUUUUUAAUUUUACUUCUUACCUAAUAUAUCAUUUUAUGCAUAUACUUUAUUGGAGUAUGUUUUAUAUGUAUUAAAAAUAGUUUCUUUUUUCUCCUUUUCAUUUCUAGUUAAAAUAGACAAAAAUCUACUAUUUACCAGUUACUAAAAAGCAGUAUAUCAUUGCUUCUAGUCCCAACUAAGUACUAUAUAUUAUUGUAAACUAGAACUUGUUAUUACCAUAAUAACAAAACAAUGCAUAGAUAUUACUUCAGCUUGGCUGUACUGAAAGGCCUUAAAAGAAAUCCAAAAAGACCGUGAACUUCUGUAAUUUUUAGUUUAAAAAAUGGCAGCUCUAUGCAUUCAUGCACAUGAAUUAUAAGAAAAAAUACAAAUGCUAUAUUGGAUGACAUGAGGUUUGAGAAUGUUUGUUACAGGGCUGCAUUAAAGGGAAAAAUCCAUCUUUUAUUGUUAUAUCAAUGAGCUUUUUCCAGGAUUUUUUAAAUAAAUGAGUAAGAGUUAGAACCUGAAUCAAAUGGCAAAAUAUCUCAUUUAAGUGUUUUCAGCAACAGUAUGAAAAAAGACUUGAAGAGUGGAUGUAGAUUUUACUGAGAAAUUAGACUUAGGCAUUUGUCCAACAGUGAUCUUUUCUGACUUUGAAACAACUGAUUGCAUUGCUAACAACUGUUAUCUUCCUAAUAAAAAGAGUUAUCAGUCUUAUUUGUAACUGGAACAGAGCUUAGUGAAACACAUUAGUAAGACCAGUUUGGUGCUUUCACUCUUAGAAAAAGACCUAACUAAUUGUUAUUUGUUAAAUCUACCUGUUUUCAGACUAUUCCCAGAAUUGUGUGUGUGAGAUUUGAUACAUCCCUAGGGAUUUAUCUGGUAUAAGUAUCAAAUCCUUCAUGGCCUAAGAAUUAAUAAACAGUUUUUUAAUAUUUCUGGAAAGACCCUACCUCCACCCUAGCUGCCAAGUCCUCAAAGAUUAUAUAUAUGAGUGUGUGUAUCUGUAUAAACACAUGCACUUACACACAUACAACAUAAAUAUGUGUAUGUAUAUUCAUUUGUAAAGGCAAAGGUGCCCUGGCUUUUUCAGAUAACUGAAUAGAGAAACAUUUCAUAAAUUUAGGAUUAUUUUUCUCCUCUGUGUAUUUACUAGAUAUUAUAUUUGGUUUGGGUGCUUUCUGCUGCUAUUCUCCUUUACACACAGCAAAGUAUACAUUUGUUUCUGUAGAUUGACACAACUAUAGUAAUUACUCCCAAAAAGUUGUCUAUUCUUCUAGAAAAGGAUUAAAUAAGGCUCAGGGGACCCACUUCACUCUACUGAAUCUAAUGUACGAGACAGUACGACUGCUUUUUUGUGUGCUUAAAUUUGCAUGAAAGCUUAAUAGCAAAAUCUUCUAUCUCAGUAAUUAUAGCAAAUAGGGACCCACUGGUAGCUCAGAAACCUGAAAAAGACAACCCACUUUCAUAUUCUAUUAAAAUCCCAUAAGUUUUCUAAUAAAAUGGUAUAGUCCAAAUAUGACAAUUGGCCAGCAUUUAUGGGAGCCUCUAAACCUGGAGUUCUGGGGUUUAUUUGUCUCCCAAAUGAGCUGCAAAAGAUAGUUAUUGCUGCCCAGUAAACAAAAUGUAUGUCAAAUCAGUAAAGAAUUUGUUUACUAUAAUAUUGCCUUAUCUUUCAGAAGCUUUCUUCUGUAUUCUUGUGUCUUCAGAACAAUCCACAUUUUGUUUGAAAUCCAUUUGCAUAUUAUCUUAUUAGUGAAUUAUCAAUAAUGUUGUAUUUGCUGACAAGAAUAAUAAAUUGGACCACAAUUAAAAGAAAGAAAACCCAAUGAGAAAAUAUCUAAACUACCUGAUUAAUAUACACAUGUUUAAAUGUAGGGCCUGGUUAGGCAUUUCAUCCAACCUAGUGAAGAUGUCCAGGGCUGUUUGUUAAAUGAUUUGCUUGAUACCGUCAUCAUUUUCAUUUCACUUAUCAAGUGAAUCAGAAGCAUAAUCAAUAACUGCAAAUUAAGAUAGUACCAAUAGGGGAAAGGGGUAAAAGAAUUGAGUGUUUGUCAAUAUGAAGAUGAGUGGGGAUACUGAAUGAUAUCAUAGUCUUCCCAAUGGAAGAAAAAGUAGGCUAUGGGAGAUGUAAAUUUUUGAUGGAGUAAGAACAGUAGUCACCAACAAAUAUUUUUCAAUAUCCCUAUCCAAAUAUGAAUAGAAAGGACACAAAUUCGUUUGCAUAAAAUUGCCAUUUGCCUACAUAGACUAGACAAUUCAUAGAGAUUUUUCACACUGACAGUUACUAUAUUAUGUAUAUAGUUAUUUUAGUUAUCAGUAAUUUCACCUUGAUAGUUUUUAUUUCUAAUUUUUUUUCCAUUCACUGUCCCCAGUUCAUCUGUGGCCUACAUUCAAGGUAGCUGUCGCUAUUAUUAUUACUAACCAAACAAUAUUGAAUACAAGUUUAAGCAUGCUGCAAAGCAUUUUCUAACGUUAAUUUUAAAACAUCGUCUCUGCCCUCCAAAGUGAUGGUAACAGCUAUAAUUUUCUAAGAUCUAGCACAAUAACUUAUUAUUUGCUUGAUUCUCCAAACAAUACUAUGAGGUAAGUAAUGUUAUCAACAUUUUAUUGAUAAAGACACUGCACCAUGAAGAGGUUAAGCAGACUUUCCCAAGGUCAUUCAGUAAGUAAGUAGUAGAACUGGGAUUGGAACCCAGAUGUAAAUUACUCUAAAACCUAUGCUAUGCAUGUUGCAUCUGCCUCCCUGUUUGAAAAAAAAAAAAA
This is a messenger RNA of Macaca mulatta (Rhesus monkey), 7105 nucleotides long. RefSeq names its product synaptotagmin 14 (gene SYT14). NCBI's taxonomy places the organism in Eukaryota, Metazoa, Chordata, Mammalia, Primates, Cercopithecidae. The record is from RefSeq and is a predicted model, not a curated record. Gene Ontology annotation, molecular function: phospholipid binding.